Zasmidium cellare ATCC 36951 is the source of this 1659-nucleotide messenger RNA. RefSeq lists its product as uncharacterized. The record is from RefSeq and is a predicted model, not a curated record. The transcript is spliced from 4 exons. Gene Ontology annotation, molecular function: carbohydrate:proton symporter activity. Lineage: Eukaryota; Fungi; Ascomycota; Dothideomycetes; Mycosphaerellales; Mycosphaerellaceae. The coding region runs from base 1 to 1659 and encodes 552 amino acids. Gene Ontology annotation, biological process: transmembrane transport; carbohydrate transport. Gene Ontology annotation, cellular component: membrane.
AUGAACGACCCAAUCUCCGCCGCAGCCAUCGCGCGAGUCGAAAACGCCCGCAAAGGCAAAUGGCAACGCCUCCUGCACAACCCCAAACUCCUCUUCAUCGCCUUCUUCGCCUCGUUUGGUGGAUUUGAAUAUGGCUACCAGCAAGGCGUGCUGGGACAAUCCUUCGUCAUGACGAGAUUCAUCGACAACUUCCCCAGCAUCGCGGAAUCGUCGAGCGCCCAGGGAUGGCUGACGUCCGUCUUGCAACUUGGAGGUAUCACGGGCUCUCUUACGGCGGGAAUCUUGGGUGAGGUGUUUUCGAGGAAAUAUACAAUGUUCUCGGCUUGCUGCUGGGUCAUCUUGGGAAGCUACUUGUAUUGCGGCGCAUCUUACCAGAACGCAUCCUUGUUGUAUGCGGGAAGAUUCUUCACGGGUUUAGGAGCUGGAACUUUCAGCGGCGUUGGUCCUCUCUACAACGCAGAGCUGUCGUCUCCCGAACUUCGAGGACUGCUAGUCUCGUUCUACCAGUUUGCAACAAUCCUUGGCAUCAUGCUGUCCUUCUGGAUAGGAUACGGAUCAAACUACAUCGGCGGCACUGGCGACGGGCAGUCCAACUUAGCCUGGCGUCUUCCGUCGAUCAUCCAAGGCAUCUCAGCAGUCAUUCUGGCCCUCGGUAUCUGGUUUAUGCCGUUCUCACCCAGAUGGCUCGUCAAACAAGACCGUGAUGAUGAAGCAAUCAAGACUCUUGCGUGGCUGAAGAAGCUUCCCAAGGACGAUCCUCUGAUUCGGGUGGAGUACCUCGAAAUCAAAGCAGAGUGCAUGUUUGAGAGGCGAGCGUUCGAACAGUCGUUUCCAAACUUGAGUGAAAAGCAGAAGAACAGUGUCUGGACGAGUGAGGUCGCCCAAUACGUCAACGUCUUCAGAUCCCGUGACAACUUCAAACGAGUGUCGACUGCUUGGCUGGUGAUGUUCUUUCAGCAAUGGUCCGGCAUCGAUGCCAUCAUCUACUACGCUUCCAACGUCUUCCAAAGCUUCGGACUGACAGGCGGCACACAAGCGCUUUUAGCGACUGGUGUCACUGGCGUGGUAUUCUUCGUUUCCACCCUUCCUGCCAUGGCUGUCAUCGAUAAGGUGGGCCGCAAACCAAUGCUGCUCGUCGGCUCGGUGGUCAUGUUCGUUUCAAUGGUGCUCACCGGCAUCAUCGUCGCCAAGUGCCGUCACAACUGGCCUGACCACAGAGCAGCUGGAUGGACUGCAGUCUCAUUCAUCUGGGUAUACAUUGGCGCAUUUGGAGCGACCUGGGGUCCUGCCAGUUGGACUCUCGUAGCUGAGAUCUUCCCACUUUCCAUUCGAGCAAAGGGGGCCUCCAUCGGCGCCUCUUCAAACUGGGUCAACAACUUCGCCAUUGCGUUUUUCGUCCCACCGAUGUUCGAGGCUUGGGCGUGGGAACGAGGGAUUGUGUGGGUUUGGUUCUGCCUGCCGGAGACGAAGAACGCAACCCUUGAAGAUAUGGACCGGGUGUUCAAGAGCAGGACUGGAGAGGCGGAUAGAAGGUUGUUGGCAGAGUGUAGGAGAGAGCUUGGUCUGGAGGAGUCGUUGGAGUUUGCCGCCCUUGAAGAAGUGAGACGCAUGUCUGUUGGUGGCGAGAAAGCUCCAGAUGCGAGGGUAGAAGUCGCGUAG